Molecule: messenger RNA, 957 nt
Organism: Rhizopus microsporus ATCC 52813
Lineage: Eukaryota; Fungi; Mucoromycota; Mucoromycetes; Mucorales; Rhizopodaceae
Product: kinase-like protein
Exons: 6
Coding region: 1-957 (318 amino acids)
Biological process (GO): endocytosis; signal transduction; peptidyl-serine phosphorylation
Cellular component (GO): cytoplasm; nucleus
Molecular function (GO): protein serine/threonine kinase activity; ATP binding
Source: RefSeq, a predicted model, not a curated record
AUGCCUACCUCAUCUACAGCAGCUGCUAGUCCAGGCCACUCACAUAAUGUCGUUGGUGUACAUUAUAAAGUUGGAAAAAAGAUUGGCGAAGGAAGUUUUGGUAUCAUUUAUGAAGGCGUCAACUUGUUGAAUAAUCAACCUGUGGCAAUCAAGUUUGAGCCAAGAAAGAGUGAUGCCCCACAAUUAAGAGACGAAUAUCGAACUUACAAAAUUAUGGCUGGCUCCGUGGGUAUUCCUACAGCCUACUAUUUUGGUCAAGAAGGUCUUCACAACAUCCUCGUCAUUGAUUUGCUCGGCCCAAGUCUGGAAGAUAUGUUUGAUACCUGUGGUAGACGCUUUAGUAUCAAAACAACAGCUAUGCUCGCAAAGCAAAUGCUAACUCGAGUACAGACUAUACAUGAAAAGAACCUUAUUUAUAGAGACAUUAAGCCAGAUAACUUUUUGAUUGGCAAACCUGGCACAGAUGCAGAAAAUCAAAUAUUUAUUGUAGACUUUGGUAUGGCUAAAUUAUAUAGAGAUCCAAAGACAAAACAGCAUAUUCCUUAUCGUGAACGUAAGAGUCUGUCUGGAACUGCUCGUUAUAUGAGUAUCAACACUCAUUUAGGAAGAGAGCAAUCUCGUCGUGACGACCUUGAAUCACUCGGUCAUGUGUUCAUGUACUUCCUGAGAGGCUCUUUACCUUGGCAAGGAUUAAAAGCUGCUACAAAUAAACAAAAAUACGAAAAAAUUGGUGAAAAGAAGCAAACGACAGCUAUUAAAGAUCUCUGUGAUGGAUAUCCAGAGGAAUUUGGCAUCUAUCUUCAAUAUGUGCGUAAAUUAGGCUUUGAGGAAACUCCUGAUUAUGACUUUUUACGAAGUCUUUUUACAAAAGCCAUUGAAAAGAUUGGUGAAGUGGAAGAUAGUGUCUAUGACUGGAUGUUAUUGAAUAACGGCAAGGGCUGGCAGGUAAGAUUUUAA